This is a messenger RNA of Pneumocystis jirovecii RU7, 3096 nucleotides long. RefSeq lists its product as uncharacterized. Lineage: Eukaryota; Fungi; Ascomycota; Pneumocystomycetes; Pneumocystales; Pneumocystaceae. The transcript has a single exon. The record is from RefSeq and is a predicted model, not a curated record. The coding region runs from base 1 to 3096 and encodes 1031 amino acids.
AUGGAAACGAAUCUCUUCAAUUUUUGCAGUCAAAACACAUUAACUCAAACUCAAACUCAACCACACACCACAGCUCAGCCCACCCCCGUCAGGCACAGCUUGGCGCGGGCGGUGGCGCGGGCGGUUAAGCGGCAGACACAAGUGACGCAAGUAGUGCAAAGUGUAUAUGAUGAUGAGGAUUAUCUUUUUGCUUUGAUUGCAGGAAAAGAUUAUAAUAAUGACAAUAAAUGCAAAACUAAACUAGAAAAAUACUGCAAAGAAUUUGAAAAUUUAAAUAUAAAUAAAGAAAAAAUACAUAAAAAACUUAAUGAUUUCUGUGAAAGAAAUAAAGCUCAAGAAAAAUGCCAAAAACUAAAAUCUAAAAUUGAAAAUAAACGCAACACAUUCAAAUCAAAAUUAGAAAAAGUAGUCCAAAAAGAAGUAUCAAACUUAGAAAGCAGUGAUUGUGUAAAUGAACAGGAAUGUCUCUUUUUGGAGGAAGCAUUCCCUAAUGAUCUUAAAGAUAAUUGUAACACUUUAAGAAAUAAAUGUUAUCAAAAGAAGCGUGAUAAAGUGGCUGAAGAAACUCUUUUGAGGGCACUUAAAGGAAAUCUUCAAGAUAAAAAUAAGUGUAGGAAGGAGAUUGAAAAUGUUUGCCGCACAUUGGGUCAAGAAAAUAACGAGUUGAUGCAAAGGUGUUUAAAUCUAGAGUCUACAUGUCUAUCACUAGUACAAGCAGCAGAAGAAAAAUGUAACUCUCUGAAAACAGAGAUAAAGAAUGUACUAGAACCUAGUGGUGACUUAGAAAAAAGAGGGCAUUCUUUACUUGAAAAAUGUUAUUUUUAUGGAAAAAAUUGCAAAGACUCAAAUAAACCAGAAUGUGAAAAACUCAUAAACAAAACUAAAAAAAAAAAGAUUAUUUACAAAGGGCCAGGUUCAGAUUUUGAUCCUACAAAACCAGAAGCUACGUUAGCAGAAAAAAUAGGUUUGGAAGAACUUUACAAAGAAGCGGCGACACAGGGAGUUCUAAUUGGAAGAGCACCAGAAAGAGAUGCUCUUGAUUUAUUAGUAUUUCUAUCAGAGAAAACCAGUUUUAGUGAAGACCAAUGUAAGAAAGUGCUUGCUACUAAAUGUGGUUCCUUUAAGCAUCUUGAAGAAGGUCUAAAAACUUUAUGUGACAAUGAAACUCAGCAUGAAAAUAAAUGUAAAGUAUUUGAAAAAGAAUUUAAAGAAAUAAAAGCCGCUUUGACUGCAAAGUUUAAAAAAUUUGGAGAUGAAAUCGAGUUAUGGAACAAAUUACCGAGCUUUCUUACUGAAGAUGAAUGUGUUGAAUUAGAAUCAGACUGUUUUUAUUUCGAAAAUCAGUCUUUUGAAAAACAAUGUAAGAAUGUUAAGGCAGCGUGCUACAAAAAAGGGCUCUAUGCAUUAGCAAACCAAGAAUUGCAGGACAAGCUUCGAGGAAAGUUUCAUGGUACAAAUGAUACAUCGUUUGAGAAGCUUCAAAAAGAGUUAGUAAAGGUGUGUGCGGAUUUGAAAAAAAAAAGCAACGAGUUAUAUAUGUUUUGUGUCCAGCCAGAUAGUACAAUUUCUAUACUUUUAGGGGAUUUACAUUUUAAAGUGGAUCUAUUGCAGGAACAUUUGAAUGCAAGACGAGAUCUUCCUACGGAACGAGAUUGCAGGAUAUUAUUGAAAAAAUGCAAAGAUCUAGUUCAGGAUUCUGAAGAAAUUGAAUGGCCUUGUCAUACACUCAAACAGAAUUGUGAUCGUUUAAGGGUUGUAGAGCAAUUGGAAGAAAAAUUUUUGGAAGAAAAAACGAAAAAAUUAGAUGACUCAGAUUCAUGUAUAGGAAAGAUUGAUCAACAAUGUCGUGAAUGGAAUAGAAAAGGAAGAGCGCAGUUUGCUCUCGCAUGUGUAGCACAGAAUACUACUUGCAAGAUUCUUACAGAAAGCGUAGAUUCUAAGUGUACUACAUUGAAGGCACGUAUGGAAACAAGUAAGGUUGUAGAAGCUGCAAAAGAAAAGAAUACAAUGGAAGAAACAUGUGAUUCUUGGGAACCCUAUUGCAGAAAAUUCAUGUCAAGUUGCCAAAAUCUAACGACUGUUGGUGGUGGAAAAUGUGAUGAGCUUAACAAGGAAUGCGAACCAUAUCGUAUACAAAGAAAUCGUGAAGAUCAAGCUAUGCUUGAGCUUAAAGGAAAGCUUGAUAAUAAAAAUAACUGUGUGGCAACUCUUAACCAAUAUUGCACACAAUGGGUAAAUGCAACCAACGGACUUGAAACUUUGUGCAAAAAAAAAGAUGAAAAGGACGAAGACGUUAGAAAUAAACUCUGCAAGAAGCUGAUUGAACGAAUAAAAGAAAAAUGUAAAGGAUUAUCGGAAAAACUCGAAAAGGUUAAAAACGAAAUAAAAGAAAAAAAUAAAGAAUAUGAGGGUAUUAAAAAGAAAGCAGAAGAUGCAAUGGAAAAAGCGAAUCUUGUUUUAUCAAAAGUGAAAGAAUCUCAUAAUAAAUCUGUGAAUAAAUCGGUACCUAGUGAACCUAAAGGAGAAGAAAACAAGGUAGAAUUUAAACUUAUAAGAAGAGAUACAAAGCUGCAAGUAACAGAAAAAGAGUUACAUGCAUUUGAUUUGGUAUCACAAGCGUUCAGUUUAUAUGUAGAGUUGAAGGAGAUAUGCCAUCACUCACUGAAAGAUUGUGAUUUCAAAAAAGAGUGUAAAUGUGAGGAUCCAUGUGAAAAGAUACAAGGAAUAUGUUCGAAAUUAGAGCCAUUGAAAGUGAAGCCAUACGAAAUAACAACUAAAAAUGUAACAACAACAACCACAACUACAACGACGACAACAACAACCGUUACAGAUCCAAAAGCAACAGAAUGUAAAUCUCUUAGCACAACAGACACGUGGGUCACAAAGACGUCGACCCAUACUAGCACAUCUACAACCACAUCUACAGUCACGUCAAGAAUAACGUUGACUUCGACGAGGCGGUGUAAGCCUACGAAGUGUACGACAGGAGAGGAAGAUGAAGCAGGUGAGGUGAAGCCGAGUGAAGGGUUGAGGAUGAGUGGGUGGAGUGUGAUGAGGGGGGUGCUAGUGGUAAUGAUGAUUUCAUUCAUGAUUUAA